Molecule: messenger RNA, 9412 nt
Organism: Ornithorhynchus anatinus (platypus)
Lineage: Eukaryota; Metazoa; Chordata; Mammalia; Monotremata; Ornithorhynchidae
Gene: DOCK5
Product: dedicator of cytokinesis 5
Exons: 52
Coding region: 51-5765 (1904 amino acids)
Biological process (GO): small GTPase-mediated signal transduction; cell migration
Cellular component (GO): plasma membrane; cytoplasm
Molecular function (GO): guanyl-nucleotide exchange factor activity; GTPase activator activity; small GTPase binding
Source: RefSeq, a predicted model, not a curated record
CCCCGCCCCGCCCCGCGCAGCGCUGCAGCGCCGCGGGGCCCCACCAAACCAUGGCUCUCUGGAUUCCCUCCAAAAAGCAUAAAUACGGGGUUGCGAUCUACAAUUACAAUGCUUCCCAGGACUCAGAACUGUCCUUGCUGAUCGGAGACACGGUUCACAUUCUGGAGAUGCAUGAAGACUGGCUCCGAGGCUACACCCUGCGAAAUAAAGCGAAAAAGGGGAUUUUUCCAGGAUCGUACAUCCAUUUGAAGGAGUCACCUGUGGAAGAUCGAGGGCAUCAUGAGACGGUGAUUCCGAGCGAAGUUCCCCUGGUGCAGGAGCUGACGUCCACACUGAGGGAAUGGGCUGUCAUCUGGCACAAGCUGUACGUGGACAACAAGGUAAUAAUGUUUCGCCAGCUGCAGCAGAUGAUAUACAGCCUGAUCGAGUGGAGGUCCCAGAUCCUGUCUGGCACUCUGCCCAAAGAUGAGCUAGCAGAGCUCAAGAAGAAGGUCACAGCCAAAAUCGACCAUGGAAACAGGAUGCUCGGCCUUGACCUGGUGGUGAGAGAUCAGGAUGGGAACAUCUUGGAUCCUGAAAAAACGAGCACAGUUGCCCUCUUCAGGUGCCACGAGAUGGCAUCGAAAAGGAUCGAGGAGAGAAUCCAAGAGGAGAAGUCGAUCCUACAGAACCCAGACCUGAGGGGCCAGGCGAUCUUCAACACAAUGCACACCUACGGCCUGUAUGUGAACUUCAAGAACUUCGUCUGCAACAUUGGAGAGGAUGCUGAGCUCCUCCUGGCUCUCUACGAUCCAGACCAGUCCCGGUUUAUCAGUGAGAACUACCUGAUCCGCUGGGGCAGUAACGGGAUGCCCAAGGAGAUAGAAAAACUCAACAACCUGCAAGCAGUGUUUACGGACCUCAGCAGCACAGACCUGCUACGGGCCAAGGUCAGCCUGGUGUGCCAGAUUGUCCGUGUGGGCCACAUGGAGCUGAAGGAGGGGAAGAAGCACACGUGCGGCCUCCGGAGACCCUUUGGGGUGGCAGUGAUGGAUGUUACUGACAUUGUUCAUGGGAAGGUGGAUGACGAAGAAAAGCAAUAUUUCAUUCCCUUUCACCAGAUUGCUAUGGAAACCUAUAUCCGGCAGAGGCAGCUGAUCAUGUCUCCCCUGAUAACCUCCCACGUGAUUGGGGAGAAUGAGCCGCUCACUUCGGUUCUUAACAAAGUGAUUGCAACGAAGGAAGUGAAUCACAAAGGACAAGGCCUUUGGAUAUCCCUGAAACUGCUCCCAGGCGACCUGGCUCAGGUUCAGAAGGAUUUCUCUCACCUUGUCGACCGAACGACAGCCGUGGCCCGCAAAAUGGGGUUUCCUGAAAUCACCUUCCCAGGAGAUGUCCGAAACGACAUUUAUGUCACUCUGGUCCACGGCGAAUUUGACAAAGGGAAGAAGAAGACGCCCAAGAAUGUGGAAGUCACCAUGUCGGUAGUCAAUGAGGAGGGCACUGUUUUAGAGAAAGCGAUUCAUCCUGGGGCUGGCUAUGAAGGCAUUCCAGAGUACAAGUCGGUCGUCUAUUACCAAGUCAAGCAGCCUUGUUGGCAUGAAACAGUGAAGGUGUCCAUCGCAAUAGAAGAGGUCUCUCGCUGUCACCUGCGGUUCACGUUCCGUCACCGCUCAUCCCAGGAAUCCAGAGACAAGUCUGAAAAAGCCUUUGGAAUUUCCUUCGUGAAACUGAUGAACCCUGAUGGGACAACCCUGCAGGAUGGAAGGCACAACCUCGUGGUAUACAAGGGUGAGAAUAAGAAAAUGGAAGAUGCCAGGUUCUACCUGACUCUGCCCGACACGAAAGUGGAGAUGGAAGACAAGGACGCACACCCAGCUAAAACCUUGGCCAACUUCACCCCAUCGAAGGAUAGCACCAAGGACAGCUUCCAGAUCGCCACGCUCAUCUGUUCCACCAAGUUGACCCAGAAUGUUGACCUCUUGGGUUUGUUAAAUUGGCGUUCCAAUUCCCAGAAUAUCGAGCACAAUUUAAAGAAGUUAAUGGAGGUGGAUGGUGGAGAAAUUGUGAAGUUUCUCCAAGAUACACUUGAUGCACUUUUUAACAUAAUGAUGGAAAUGUCAGAUAAUGAAACAUAUGACUUCCUUGUGUUUGAUGCACUGGUAUUUAUUAUUUCGCUGAUCGGAGACAUCAAGUUCCAGCAUUUCAAUACCGUACUUGAAACCUACAUCUACAAGCACUUCAGCGCAACCUUGGCUUUUAAGAAACUCACCAAAGUAUUAAACUAUUAUGUGGGCAAUGCCGAAGACUCCACCAGGACGGAGUUGCUCUUUGCGGCUCUGAAAGCCCUGAAGUACCUCUUCAGAUUUGUCGUUCAAUCCCGAGUUCUCUACCUGAGGUUUUAUGGACAAAGUGAGGAUGGGGACGAAUUUAACAAUGCAAUCCGCCAGCUGUUUCUCUCCUUUAAUGUCCUGAUGGAUAGGCCCCUGGAGGAGGCUGUGAAGAUCAAGGGGGCAGCUUUGAAGUACCUGCCGGGCAUCAUCAAUGACGUCAAAAUGGUAUUCGACCCUGUUGAGCUCAGCGUGCUCUUCAGCAAAUUCAUUCAGAGCAUUCCAGAAAACCAGUUGGUCCGUCAGAAACUCAACUGCAUGACCAAGAUUGUGGACAGCAAGCUGUUUGAGCAGUCUGAAUGCAGAGACGCCCUCCUGCCUCUGUUGAUAGACCAACUCAGCGGCCAGCUGGAUGAUAACUCCAACAAGCCGGACCAUGAGGCAAGCGCUCAGCUUCUUAGCAACAUCCUGGAGGUCCUGUACAGGAAGGAUGUGGGCUCUAAAAACACGCACAUCCAGAUGAUAAUGGAGCGGCUGCUGAGAAGGAUCAACCGAACUGUGAUUGGCAUGAGCAGGCAGUCCCCCCACAUUGGUAGUUUUGUAGCCUGCAUGACUGCCAUCCUGAGGCAGAUGGACGAUUUCCACUACAAACACUACAUCAACACCUUCAAAACCAGGCAGGACCUCGUCGACUUCCUGAUGGAAACUUUUAUCAUGUUUAAGGACUUGAUUGGAAAGAAUGUCUAUUCCAGUGACUGGAUGGUCAUGAAUAUGAUGCAGAGCAGGGUUUUUCUCCAAGCUAUCAAUCAGUUUGCAGAAGUUUUGACACGGCUCUUCAUGGAUCAGUCAAGCUUUGAACUCCAGCUCUGGAACAAUUACUUCCAUCUGGCAGUAGCAUUUCUCACCCAUGACUCCCUUCAACUUGAAACCUUCUCGGAAGCCAAGCGCAACAAAAUUUUCAAGAAAUACGGGGACAUGAGAAAGGAAAUCGGCUUCAGGAUCCGGGAUAUGUGGUAUAACCUGGGUCCCCACAAAUUCAAGUUCAUCCCAUCCAUGGUGGGUCCCAUCCUCGAGGUGACUCUGACCCCCGAGACCGAGCUCCGCAAGGCCACAAUUCCCAUCUUCUUUGACAUGAUGCAGUGUGAGUUCAAUUUCAGUGAGAACCACAGUUUCCACAUGGGGAAACAGAUCUGGAAACGUUGGUUGAGGGCCGACCAACGGGGGCUCCCAUCAGACUGUGGCCUGUCCUUUCAGUUUGAGAAUGAGCUGAUCACCAAGCUGGACCAGGAGGUGGAAGGGGGCCGAGGAGACGAGCAGUACAAAGUCCUGCUGGAGAAACUCCUCUUGGAGCACUGCCGGAAGCACAAGUAUCUCGCCAGCUCAGGGGAAACGUUUGCUCUGUUGGUGAGCAGCCUCCUGGAAAAUCUCCUGGAUUACCGGACCAUCAUCAUGCAUGAUGAGAGCAAGGAGAACCGCAUGAGCUGCACAGUCAAUGUGUUGAAUUUUUAUAAAGAAAAGAAGAGAGAAGACAUAUAUAUACGGUAUUUAUACAAACUACGGGAUCUACAUCGAGACUGCGAGAAUUACACGGAAGCCGCCUACACGCUCCUCCUUCAUGCGGAGCUGCUCCAGUGGUCUGAUAAACCCUGCAUGCCCCACCUGCUUCAGCGGGACAGCUACUUGGUCUACUCUCAGCAAGAGCUCAAAGAGAGGCUUUACCAGGAAAUCAUCUCCUACUUCGACAAGGGCAAAAUGUGGGAGAAAGCCAUCCACCUGAGCAAGGAGCUGGCCGAGACCUACGAGAGCCAGGUCUUCGACUAUGAGGCACUUGGCAACCUUCUGAAAAAGCGGGCUUCAUUUUACGAGAACAUCAUUAAGGCCAUGAGGCCCCAGCCAGAAUACUUUGCUGUUGGAUACUACGGGCAGGGUUUCCCCUCUUUCCUCCGGAAUAAGAUCUUCAUCUACCGCGGGAAGGAGUAUGAGCGGAGGGAGGACUUCAACCUGAAGUUGCUGACCCAGUUUCCCAACGCCGAGAAGAUGACCAGCACCUCUCCGCCGGGAGAUGACAUCAAGUCCUCCCCAAAGCAGUACAUGCAGUGUUUCACCGUGAAGCCAGUGAUGAACCUGCCUGCUAGAUUCAAAGACAAGCCAGUUCCUGAACAGAUCUUGAACUACUACCGAGCCAAUGAGGUGAACCAAUUCAGUCACUCACGACCUUUCCGAAAGGGAGAAAAGGAUCCUGAUAAUGAAUUUGCUACCAUGUGGAUCGAGAGAACCACCUACACCACGGCCUAUACCUUUCCUGGGAUUCUCAAGUGGUUUGAAGUCAAAUCAGUUUUAACAGACGAAGUCAGCCCGCUGCAGAAUGCCAUCGAGACCAUGGAGCUGACCAAUGAGAAGAUCAGCAACUGCGUCCAGCAGCACAGCUGGGACCGCACGCUCUCCUUGCACCCGCUGUCAAUGCUGCUGAACGGUAUCGUGGACCCCGCGGUCAUGGGCGGCUAUUCCAACUACGAGAAGGCCUUUUUUACUGAUAAAUACAUCCAAGACCAUCCUGAGGACCAAGAAAAGGUUGAGUUGCUGAAGCAUUUAAUUGCUCUACAGAUGCCACUGCUGGCGGAAGGGAUUCGGAUCCACGGGGAGAAGCUGAAUGAGCAACUGAAGCCUCUGCAUGACCGAUUGACCUCAUGUUUCCAGGAGCUCAAGGAUAAAGUGGAAAAACUCUAUGGAGUCGUGACCCUGCCUCCCAGCCUGACGAUAGAAAAGAAACAGAGCCGGGUAGGGUCGGCGGUGCUACCCUACAUCAUGUCAUCCACCCUGCGAAGACUCUCUGUCGCCUCCCUGACUCCCUCUUUGGCCUCCACGUCUUCCACCUCUUCUGAGAGCGCCCCCUCCAGGCCGGGAUCUGAUGGGUCCAUUCUGGAACCUCUCCUGGAGCGCAGGGCGUCGUCAGGGUCUGGGACCGAAGACGCGGCCCUCAGAGAUGACAGCGAUGGCUGCAUCAGCAGGCACAAGCGAAAAGAUUGGAGCAUCAGCAAGUCCCAGGUCAUCAUCAACAGGGAGUCCCAGGUGGAAGCACUGAGCCCAGCCGCGAAAGCCCAGAGGCCGAAGAGUCUCCAGCUGAUGGACAGCCGCCUGACCCUGUUUCAGCCGACGCCCCUGAUCCCACCUCCGCUCACCCCCAAGACUCCCCGGACCCAAAGUUCCCCAUCUUUAUGGACUGAUGGAUUGAUGACUGUCAAUAUUAAGAGCACCCCACCCCCGCCUCCACCCAAAAGCAAGCCCUAUGAAAGCAGUAGCCAGAGGAGUUCCUCGGAGAUUCCACCUCCUCGCCCCAGCCGCCCAGAAGCCAAAGUUGCCCCUCCACCGCCUCCGAAGACCCGGAAAUCCAGUGUCCUCUCCCCUGAGGUGGGGCUGCAAGAGGUGCCUAACCGUCAGGCUUCUCCAGAACCUUAGCGGCAGUGGCUCCUCAGUCAUAUGGACUCUCCAGGGGCUGCCAUCAUUGUGCCUGGUUUCUGUAUCCCCCACACUGCUAGCCUUCAAAUGGGAUCUCUGAAGACAUCCAAUGGCCAGUCACAGGCCUUGCCUGAUUCUCUGGGAAGCUUCCCUAAGCUCCCGACUCUGCUUGAACACGUGAGGCCACCUCUGACCCCCGUGACAUCACCCCUAAUUCUAUAUCCAUGCCACUCCCCACCCUUUGGUGAACUCAUAACAUCUACCCCUAAAAGAGCUGCACUGCCCUCAUCAGUGUAUCAGCCUGCAUCAGUAACCAUGGGAGGAGCUCUGUCUCUGCGUCUCCCAUCCCAUCAAGCAGUCCACCAUUCAACCAGCCAAUCUCCUGAUCAACACGUGCAUCCUGCCUGGAUCCUGAAUGUUGAACUGGAAUUCUACCUGCCUCUCUGUAAUCCUCCAGUGGUGGCCAGUCACAAACCCAAGUCUGGACCUUUUCUCUCUCUCCAGGCUGCUCUGGCAGAUAAUUUUCCUCUCAGGUGCCUUGGUUUUGACCUGGACCUGCGCUCUGCUUGGGGCACCCCUGCUCCUUGUCCUGCCUCUCCUCUGGGACUUUGCGGCAGCCACCAUCUGAGCGACAGACAAAACUGGGGGUUUUCCAAGCCCCUCCUAUCCCACUCGCUGCAGACCACCCGGGCAGUGGCGGGCUUUGGUGAACAGAGGCAGCCCCUAGCUGGCUGCUGCUGUGAAUUGGUGGAUUGGGGGCCAAAAGGAAGGCAUAUUUGAGGUUGCAGUAUCACAGUGCUUCUACCCGUAGUUUUCAGUCUGGGAUUGCUAAAUUGAGAUAUAACAGCGCUCAGGACCUGGUUCAUGGUUCCAGCUGUGGUUAUACCAGCGGGGCAGAUUUUGGUCAGCUGGAAAAGUCCAGCUGCCUUUGGGGGUCACUGUAGACAUCACCUGUAGUGUUUCUGUCUGUAAAGAAGCCCUCAUACUCAUGGCGAGGGUGCUUGCAGGUAUCAGUGAAUAGAAAGUGUUGACCCCCAUGACCUCCCAACCAACCAUCACACUGACUUCUCUGCCGGUCCCGGAGACUGGACUGGUCCGUUGGAUCAUGGGCCCUUUUCUGCUGGAGCCGCUGAGCAUUCCAGGUUGUGCUUCCAUUUCUCCUCUUUGCUCUUCCAUGAUUUGCUCCUUGGCCCGGCCCCCAGUCCUGACCCACAACUCGGCCGUUCUGGCCCCAGUCUGGUUUUCAGCUGCAGGUAUGAGCGCUGCCCUUGGGACGGGCCCUGGGGUGGUGUGGGGUGGUGCCACAGUCUGGCCCUGCUGGUGUGCCAUCUCUGUUUGGCCCCGUUGUCAUAAGCAUUAACGAAGUUUUCCUUUCCAGAGGAAUUGUGGCAGGGUUUGGGAUGUCUGGGGUCAGAGACGUUCCCCAAAGGGCCGGGCAUGACAGCGUGGGGUUACAGGCGUCCUGCCGUCUUUCUGAGGCAGGUGGCUCUCAUUGGCCAAGGGCAUCCGUCUGACUCGUCUCAGAGAGGUGACCAUUGAAAAUGGAGUAAAUCAGCUUCUACUUUUCUCUGACCACCUACAUCACUGGCUGGAGUCCUCAUGGUUCAAACAAACCGAAGGUAGGAAAGUUCUGCAGGUAGGGAAGGGGAAGAGCAUUACAUUGUGUGGUGUGACAGUAAGUUCAUUAGAGGUUGGUUUCUCCCCGCAAAGUUGCUGCGGUUGCCUAGCCAGCCUCAUUGUGGUGCAGUCUAGGCAAGGGGCUGCUGAAGGGCCCUGGCCAGUGAGUGGGGGAAGGGGUGUGGUGUGGGGGGAGGGGUUGGGAUAGGCACUGGGGAGCCCCUCACAGAUACACCCCAGAGGUGUCAGUUUUCCACUCCAGCCCUGAAAACAAAGGGCACCAUCUUUCUGACAGCUUAACUAUCUCACAACUUGGUAAAGUUGCACUCCACCUCACCUCUCAGGAGCCCAAGCCACUGUACCAUCAUGCCUCACCUCCAAUCCACUGUGUUUUUCAAGUCACAGAACACUUCUUCCUUUAAGGAGUUUAGGGAGCUCCAGGUUUUUUUGUUGUUGUUGUUUAAAUCUUGAUGUUUGUAAUUCAGUUGGUCAUACAAGGAUAAUUCCCACUUUAGACAAAAGUAUAUACAGGCUUAAUAUGUGAAGGGGAAAACCUGUGCUUUUCCUUUCAGUUGACUAUUAGAUUAAGAAAUGACACUGAAUCCACCAAGUCUGUUUCCUAUCUUGCAAGAAUAGAACGGUUCUUUCAGUCAUGGGUGAGUUGCUCCCUGAAGCCGAUUGUUAGCAGCUUUGGCCCAACCGCAAACAGAGUGGUAUCCCAAACCGACAGUCGGGGGCUUUUCUUUCAGAAGGCAAAAAAGAAUUAUUAUUUAGAAUUGCUGUUAGUAUUUAAAUUAAAAAUGAUAAAGGUUUUUCAAAUUUUGCUUUGGCCUCGCUUUUCUGUAAUCUUUUAAUUAGGGAAAGCCAUCCUUCACAUCCCUGUUUGCUUGUUGGUUAUUCAUUGUUUGAAUUUAAUCUCAAGCCGCAUGACCUGGCUUUGCACCCCAAAGCUCUUAACCCAUCACCCCAGUCCAAGGCCUGAGGUUGCAUUCUCAUCCAUCAGGGGGUCUGACUUGGAGUGAGGAAGUGCCUCCCUGGAUGUGACUCGGUUUCCCAGCCCCUUUCACUUCCCCCCAGUAGGUCCCCUGCCCCCCCUCCUUCCUUGCAGUAAAUGCUGGGAAGUAGGAAGAGGGGAGACCCGAGCUAGAGGAAUCCUCUUCCAGAAAUUAAUUAGUCAAUUAAUGGUACUGAUUAAGUGCUUACUGUGUGCGGAAUAUUGUACAAAGUGCGUUGGAGUUGGAGGACAUAUACUCCCUGCCCCAAAGGAGUUUCCAGUCUAGAGGAGUGUUGCUCAGGAAAGCCCAGUAGACCAUAAGGCCCAACAUGAGUACAGAAGGCUUGGGGGAAACAUGGCUGGCCAAGCAUCUGCCUGUUACCAGGGGCUGUCAUUCUCUCCAGCAGCAACUCUUGGCCCCUGAGCCAUGGCAGGGCAGAGAGAGUUAGGCGAGAGCUCUCCAAACCUCUGUUUUGAGGGGGAUUUAUCCCACCAGCUUCACCAAUGAGGGUCUUGGGAUUUUUGCUUUUCUCGAUGUCACCUUUUCAUGAGAAGAUUGUGCCUUUGCCAGCAAUGGCAGUUGUAGGUCCCUGGGUUAGAAAGUGUGAGCUUCUGUAAAGCCAGGAGAACUCUGAAGAGAUUCUAGAGUUGGAGAAAGAUAAGAGAACAGAGCUAUAUAGAGAAGAAGGGGUGGAGUAUCUCUUGCUUGGUGAUCUGACCACUUUGAAGAAUGAAGAAUCAAAUAUUUUAAAUGGGUUGCUUAAUUUGAAAAUUACCAGAACCCCAGGAGUCCCGUGGGGUUGAACGGUAGUAGCCCAAGCCCUGAGGCCUGCCACCUAGACCUCCCCAAAGCAAAUGGCCCCCUUCCCAGCAGCUGUGGGUUUCCAAAGAGUCCAGGCAGGUUGGAACCUGGGUGUGGAAGAGAGUGGAGAGGAGAUUUCGGUGUUUUGGGUUUUUUAAGGCAUUGUAAUAAGUGUAAAAUUUGUAAAUAUUCAGUUUUUUAGAAAAUAAAUGUAGUUUCUGAGUGAACAACCAA